Messenger RNA from Macrosiphum euphorbiae (potato aphid), 1383 nucleotides. NCBI's taxonomy places the organism in Eukaryota, Metazoa, Arthropoda, Insecta, Hemiptera, Aphididae. The record is from the annotation of a GenBank genome assembly.
AUGAAUACGCUCCGAGUGUAUUAUAUGCAUCAUGCUUGUGCAGUACAAUUAAAUUUUGUUUGGACUGCAAUUUCAUUUGUUAUUUUCGAUUUUUUUCAGACGGAACUAUCCCAGAACCUACAACAAUUGUCCGAAAAAGCUCGAACCACUACAGAGUUUAUUCAGAGGUUAAAGCAAAUGUCUGAAAAACUUAAUGGCGAAUGCGAAGAACUGGAGCGACAAGUGGACGCCAGGUGCGACGCGCUGAUCCGGUCCAUCGAGAGGCGAAGGCAGUGGCUGAUCGACGCUGUGCGACAGGACAAGGAGAUCAAACAGCGAUCGCUGAAGGACCACGUGACCAGCUGUACGUGCAAGCUGCAGAAAACCACGUCCCUGUUGCAGUUUUGCAUAGAGGCCCUCAAAGAGAACGAUCCCGUUUCGUUUUUACAAGUUGGGUCUAUGUUGAUAGCCAGAGUUUCGAACACGGACAUGACCUGGCACAAGGACGUGUUGCCGUCUCCUCGGUCGUAUCACCAGCUGGAUUUGACCCUGGACGAUAACACCGUGUUGAAAGCUAUCGAACACAUGAACUUCAUACAAAUGAAAACUCCGAGCGCGGCGCUGAUCAUCGCCGAAGAGUGCAGCGCCGAGAACAAUAGCGUGACGAUCGCGUGGCAACCUCCGGUUUCUUCGUACGUCGAAGGUUACGUGUUGGAACUGGACGACGGCAACGGCGGAGACUUCAGGGAGGUGUAUUGCGGCACAGAAACCAUCUGCACCGUUGACGGGUUACACUUCAAUUGCACGUACAACGCUCGAGUAAAAGCGUUCAACAGCGCUGGCGAAGGCGAGUACAGCGAAGUAAUCGGAUUGCAAACUUCUGAAGUCGCUUGGUUCACAUUCGACCCGUGCCUGAGCUCGCCCGAACUGUGCUUCACGCCCGACAAUAUGACGGUGACUUGCGAAGGAUUCGAGCACCGCGUGGCCCUGGGAAGCGUCGGGUUCUCCAGAGGCGUCCAUUACUGGGAGUUUACGAUCGACCGGUACGACGCCGAUACCGAUCCGAGUUUUGGCGUGGCCAGACUUGAUGUGUCCAAGGAGGAAAUGCUAGGAAAAGACGAAUCUGGUUGGAGCAUGUACAUCGACAAGCAGAGGUCUUGGUUCAUGCACUGUCGCAGUCAUGAGCAGAGGUGCGAAGGUGGCAUCCAGGUGGGAUCCACGGUCGGCGUACUCCUUGAUCUGAACAAACACCAAUUGUCUUUCUUCGUCAACGAUGAACCACAAGGUCCAGUGGCUUUUAAUGGUCUAUAUGGCGUCUUCUAUCCAGCGGUCAGCGUUAACAGAGGUGUCGCUGUUACGUUGCAUACAGCCCUUGAUGCUCCCAGUGACAUAGAAGACUGUUAG